GAAACUAUGCGACAAAUUGCUACGGCGAUUUGUCUUUUUUUGGUCGUUCUGACCAAACAUUCGAUUGGAGCACAAAAUGAUACGCUGGAGAUGGAGUUGGAAUCCAACAUAACCGUCGUCAAACUCGAACAUGGACUGAAAUUCCAGGCGCAUUCCGAGUUCGGCCUACCGGACAACAUGACCGAUCUGUUCAACUCGACGGCGGCUGACUCUGAAGGUGUUCGAAUUGAAAUUCGUCAAACUAUCAUUUUGCGUAAUAGAAAUAAGACAGGUGCCAACAACUCAUCCGUCCUAGAAGCGCCACGUGUCAAGCGGAGCAAUAAAAAUGCUAGCAGCAGCGGCUCAGAAGAAAACGACCAAAAAGACGGCCAAGAAGACCACCACCGAAAAAAAAAGGGGGCUACAAAAAAGAAGGUGACCACAAAAAAGAAGAAGGUAACGACAAAGAAGCCAAAGAAAACGACAAAAAAGAAGUUGACAACGAAAAAAUUGGCAACGACAACGACUCGGUCGACGACAAAACAUCGCCAAUUUCCAGACCAGAAAUAUCUCAAAAAGAGCAUUUCAAUCGACACGAAAUUGCGCGACAGUUCAAACUUUGAAUCAUUUUCAAGCUGGAUUUUCUCACUGUUUAUGGGAUUUUCUCGUUUUUCUGUAAACACUACGCGUCCCCCUCUACAACCCGUAACGGAACAGAAACCAGGCUACCCGGACGAUCGCCACCAGACGACAACUCGACGAAAGUUCGUGAUGUAUGAUGAUGAGGAGAAGGAGGCGGAGAAGAAGGAUCCGGAAAAAGAAGAUAAAUUUAAUGAUUCUAAUUCUAAUUGGCGUUCUUGGAAAAAUUGAUGUUAAUAUAUAUUUAUAAGACUUUU
Molecule: messenger RNA, 875 nt
Organism: Caenorhabditis elegans
Lineage: Eukaryota; Metazoa; Nematoda; Chromadorea; Rhabditida; Rhabditidae
Gene: F59A7.5
Exons: 6
Coding region: 7-849 (280 amino acids)
Source: RefSeq, marked reviewed